Molecule: messenger RNA, 5413 nt
Organism: Xyrichtys novacula (pearly razorfish)
Lineage: Eukaryota; Metazoa; Chordata; Actinopteri; Labriformes; Labridae
Source: the annotation of a GenBank genome assembly
UUUGUCCGCAGGUGAGCGGCUGUUGAGGAAGACAACGACGUAUGUGGAGUGGACUACCGAGAAACCGUCCAAAAUGGCUCUAAUAUAACUUUUAUUAUAGGAAUGUGAUUUAAGAGGACUCAAAAUCCACAAUGGUGAAUCUAGGUAAGUUAAUUUUAUUGUAUUUCCCCAGAGUUAAAGGAUACAUGGCUAAGUUGCAUACUAAACUUUUUAGGCGUGGUCUGCGCGCACGUUACCUGUACACUCGAAGUAAAAGACCCGCGUGCACUCGCUGAUAUUUGACUAUCGCGAUAUAGUGCAUCUGUAAUUUUUAUGCUCUAUUUUUUCAUCGGUAAAGUUCAGCGUGUAUUUUCUAUUUUGAUUAAAAUUUCACCCACUUUUGCAUCUGCUUGUCUGGGUUCGAAUAAAGCCCAGACAGCUCAUCCCCAAUUCUACACAGGCCUAUAUAACGUGACAUGAAAAUUAAAUCCAAACUCGGUGAAGCUAUCACACAUAUCCGAAUAGAUACAAGAGGCACUGCACUGUACCUUAGUAUCUAGGCUAACAUUUGGUGUCCAUACAUUCUUUUGAGUUGUUAGGAAAAUUUCUUAUCACAGUCUUAUCUGACAUUAGAGGGACAAUAUGCUAAGAAUAAGAAGAACUUUAUUAAUCCCCAAAGGGAUACUCAAUGUGAUGUGUCUACUGGAAUAACAGACAAUAUUAGAUUAACAAUAUUAAGACCUAAAACAUGAGAAGUAUUUCCACAACACCCACCCGCAGAAAUGAGACAGACCACCUGCAGGAGUCUGUCCCUGGGCCCUUGGGUCAUGUAAAUGUUGUGUUGGUUGUUUGUAGAACCCCACCCAAAGCUUUGUUUUGCUGGUCAAAAAAGGGGGCUUACCUGGCCUCCGCUGGGUUGUUUCAUUUUUUUAGGGAGGACUUCAACAUCCCUUUUAAGACUUCAUUUUUUAACUGACCCCAAGAUCUGAAGCCAUCUCAGGGAGUUUAAUUUGUGCUAACACAAAAGUGCCAGACAGCUUUUACACUAAUUCUUACCAUAUUUCACGUAAAGCUUUUCUUGUAUCUCAAUUCAAUUCAAAACAAACCUUUUUGUGGAUUGUAAUCUUCAUCUUGUACACUCCACUGGUCCCUGUAAACAACUAAUUUACACACAGCUUUUAUUUACGAACUCAUGCUGCACAGUCUCACAAUAUGAACCAUUGUACAAUCGAGCAAUGUAUUUGUUUACCUCUAAAUAUUCUCAGAAACCAUGUUGCAUUGAAUUCUUUUUUUUUUGCUUACUCCAGGAGUAUGCUGUGCCAGCCUCAAGGAUAACAAAACCCUGAUGAAGAUGGGGCUGGGGCUGGUACUGGUGGGCCAUGUCAACUUCCUUCUUGGAGCUCUUGUGCAUGGCGCUGUGCUCAGGCACAUUAAUGUGCACACUCAAGCUAGGACAAUGGAGUAUGCUAUCUCUAAUGUCAUUGCCAUUGUGGCAGGCUUGGUGGUAAGUUAAGGAAACAUAUUAAACAUUGUGAAAAUCUGUAAAUUAUGUCAAGGUAUCUUGGUCCUUAGCCUUGAUUUUUUAGUUGUAAUAUUGUCAUAUUGAUCUGUCUUUUUACGGAACAUAUUGUGCUCCAUAGGGAAUCAUCAGUGGAAUAACGGCCAUUGUCCUGUCCAAAAACAAGAAAAACAGGAUCCUGGUAAAUGCUGCUCCCCUCUCUCUGCCACAGUUCCUUCUUUCCCAGUUGAGCACACACAGCUGUCAUUUGCCGGCUCCUGUUAGAACUUGCCCGUUGUUUUAGAGUGAGAGUAGGCAAGUGUGUCUGACUAAAAAUGCUAGUUUUUCAAACUGGUCAAACUUCUAUUCUUGCAAAUGUACAAAUCAUUUUGGUGCUUCAGCAUUUUGUGUUCUUUCACUUCUUUUCACCUCUAUCAGACAUGAGUUUCAAUUUUAAGGCUCCUGUCAGGAAAUUCUGGAUUUCUGAGCCCCUUAUUGAAAAAGCUGGAUCUCUUUUCUUUGCUGAUUUUGUCUUUUGUACAUGAAAGUAGUUUUUUUUUCAUGAAAAAUCCCAACCCUUCUUUCAUUUAACUAAGGGUGACCAUAUUUUAAGUACCAAAAACCGUGACACUCGACCCAGCAAUGAGAUACUCAAAUGAUAAUUGAAGUUUACUCAGAGAUGCCUUUUAAUUUCAAUACAUUUAAAGUAUACAUGCUCUGUAUAGAUAGAAAAUUUUUAUAUUACCAAAUACUAUCUAAAACCAAAGAUAGGCUUCUCAGAGGCUACUCAACAUGUUUUAUUUGGACAAGUUUUAUAAAUAACAAAUGAAAUAAUGUCUUGCGUAUCGAUAUUAAAAAAAUACCGCUGCUAUAUUAGCAAUCCAACUUUAACAAAAAAGCUCUCACAAACUUACAAAAACUAACUACAAGUAUCUAUAUCUUAAAGGGAUAUUCUGGCUUAAAAUUAAUUUAGGGUCAAACACACCAUAACACCGAGUUAGACACCCUGUCGAGAGAUUAAUGUUGCCGACCUCCUGCUUCUCUAGUUAUACCAAUUUUAGUCACGACCGCACAAUAGCAAUACACAGCAAUCUCAGGAGCCAUAAACAAACCUCAACCAAAAAGCCACUCUAUGGCCAUAAACAAUGCUCAGAGCAGCACCUAACUUCAUCAACAGUAUAUAUAGGGUCCUAGCCAUGGCACUAGCCACCAAACAUCUUUUUAGCUUUUUAGCCUAAUUUCUUUAGCAAAGAGACUAAACACAACUCACCUACUCUCUUCCAGCAGCCGCUUGUUUGUAGCGAGACCUCGGGCCAAUCCAUUACAGACUGCAGCGGAGUGACGCAGCUCAAGGAAGAACAUUUAUGAUCAUUUAUUUAUCAUUUCCUUGAAGUAAUAAUCAUCAUAUUAAUCAUUUUGCACUGCAGACAUGGUAGUUCUUCUGCCUUAGCGUCUCGGUCUGAUUGCAUUUCCAUGAGGGAAUUAUCUUAAAUGUUUUUCCUUGAGCUUCGCCGCCCCCGCAGCAGUCUGUAAUGGUUCGUAACUGGCCCGAGGUCUCGCUACAAUCAAGCGGCUGCUGUAAGAGAGUAGGUUAGUUGUGUUUAGUCUCUUUGCUAAAGAAAUAAGGCAAAGUUAAAAACAUGUUUGGUGGCUAGUGCUACGGCUGGGACCCUACAUGUACUGUUGAUGAAGUUAGGUGCUGUUCUGAGCAUUAUUUGUGGCUAUAGAGUGGCUUUUUGGUUGAGGUUUGUUUUUAGCUCAUGAGGACCACUGUGUAUUGCUAUCAUCUAGUCAUUACUAAAGUUGGUAUAACUAGAGAAACAAGUGAUCAGCAACAUUCAUCUCUCUACAGGGUGUCAAACUCCGUGUUAUGGUGUGUUUGACCCUAAAUUAAUUUUACGUUCGAUUAUCCCUUUCAAUUUUUGUCUUCAUCCUAGUGGCCCAAUGAAAAACAAUGAAAACCAGAACGUUUUCAUGACUUAAUGAAAAAAAAAGAAAAAAAAAAAAAACAGGAUGGGAAAACAGGACAUUUGGUCACCCUAUUUUAACUUUGAACUACAGUAUAAAUCUUUGAGGGGAAAAUGCAAACCCAUGCUGCACACAGCACAACCUCCAGCAGAUGGCAGUGGUAUGGAGCAUUAAAAUGUACAUCACAGAAAUAACCAGUCCUGUUGUUGAUGAUAUUGCCACCUUUUGUUCCUCAUUUGGUAGCAUCAAUAGCAUUUUAAGUAUUAUGGGUCAUGUUUCCUCUUACAUACUGAGUCUGUGUUGUUCCUGACAGCAAUGGGUCCUGUUGGUCUUCAGCUUCAUUGCGGGUCUUCUGGCAGUUGCCUCAAUCUUGGGCUUGUCGGUUUCUAUAGUGAAAGCCAUCAUUCACAAAGGAUGGAGCCUUCUGACACACUGCAAGUUUUCUGACAAAGAUGUCGGCUCUUCCAGCAUCACAUAUGAAUGCCCUUUUGACCCCACUCGCAUCUAUGUAAGUUGAAAUAAUUAUUUUUAAUUUCUCUCUGAAUUUUUUAAAAUCUGGUAAUUGAUCUGAUUUGAUCUGCUUAUUAAUUUUGUAUCUUGAUUAUGUCUGUGUGUUGAACCAGGGGACAACAAUCAUUCUGUGGGUGCCUCUCAUUUUGAUGUGUCUGGUAGAAACAGUGUUUUCUUUCCGCUGCUUUGCUGCCUGUACUUCAUUCCUCUACCUCUGUCCGUGCAGAAAGAGACCAAUUCGGGCCAAAAGGGUGAGUUGCUGCCAAACUAUUAACACUGAAAGAUAAAUACUGAUUGUAAAGGACAAGACCUUUCGUACGAAAGAGAGUUGAAUAUUUUGGUAUUUAUCUCUGUCACCUUUUUUAAGUAACAUCAGUCAGACAGGAGCUUAAAACUGACAAGUGUUACUGGGGUAUUUGUUAGAAGAGCAGAAACGUAUGUAUGUUUACUGUGGAGGAAAUAGGUUAGACGCUUCACUUUUAAAACAAACAGAAAAUAUUCAGUGAAACUCAUAUUUGUACUUGAUAAACAAGUAUGUUAUUUUACCAGGGAAAUCAGCACUUUUCAAGCUGUUUGUUGUUAAAAAAGGCAUACUGCACUGUAUUGAGUUCAUGAGGUUUCACAAGACCCAGCCCAUUCAAAGACUUGAGUAUAAACAUGCAUAAAAUGUUAAGUUACUAACAUUCCAAUGUCUUUGCAAUAAAUUCAGUCUGUGAUAAGUAAUAAUUUUGACUAGAGUGACUAAUAACCAGCCCAAAGAACAGACGGCUCUGUGGUCAAUUUUUCAGCUGUCAGUUUGUUAAAUUCAGGUUUGUAUAAAAAAGAAUACAGACCCCAGAAGUCAACUCUUUAUAUGUGACGUAAGGUGCAAGUCCUUUAGAGCAGCCUAUCAAGCUCUGACUGAGGUAGCUAUCAAGUAUAACCCUGAAAAUUUAAUGCAUAUUCUUGUCACAUUUGGUAAACUGUCAAUUUACAUGGUGUUUCAAUUCUGGCUUUUUAUGUGUGUUUAUCAAAUUAAUAGGUACGCAUCCAAAGAUCUGCUCCAACUUCACCCUCAUCUCCACAAGUAGAUCCGCCAACAGAUGUUGAAGCAGAGCCUGCAGAGCAGGAUGAACUGUUGGAGCCCAGCACUGCUGUUGCGCAGAGUGAAUGGCUCUGAAGCAAAGAAACCUAAUGAUAGGUUUAAAACUGUUGGGACCAAUUUUUUACAAGGCACUGUCAAUUGUGAAGUUGUUGUAUUGUUACACAUUCAAUGUCUAAAGACAUCAAGGGCUUCAGCCAGCUACGGCAAAGGCAUUUUAUUGUACCAAUAUUAUUGUUUUGGGCUACAGAGUGGUUACCUGUUUCUUAGUAUUAAUAUGGUUUGCUUCUGGAGCGAGACACUUUCUUUUCCUGAGAGCAAAAUAAUCUGGUCAUAGUCUGACUUUUGGAAGGCUAAUAAAAUAAAAAUCAAAAAGC